Molecule: messenger RNA, 2001 nt
Organism: Alternaria alternata
Lineage: Eukaryota; Fungi; Ascomycota; Dothideomycetes; Pleosporales; Pleosporaceae
Product: FAD-linked oxidoreductase
Exons: 3
Coding region: 1-2001 (666 amino acids)
Cellular component (GO): mitochondrion
Molecular function (GO): FAD binding; proline dehydrogenase activity; pyrroline-5-carboxylate reductase activity
Source: RefSeq, a predicted model, not a curated record
AUGCCAACACACAUGUUGCUGCGGUCACUUUUCAUUGCCACAGUAUCAUCUAACAAGUUUCUCUUAAUACCAUCACUGAAGCUUUUAUCUUUCUUUGCCAAACCAAACCGAAGCCUCCUCUUCAAUGUGGACCGAAAUCCCGCUUUGAAAGCUCUUCUAAAGAGAACGCUAUACAACCAAUUUUGCGCAGGAGAAACAGAACAAGAGACACGAGCGUGUGUGAAGCAGCUGAAAGAUCUGGGGUUCAAAGGAGUGAUAUUGACGUACGCGAAGGAAAUGGUAUUUGAUCACAAGAAUGAAUCUGCAAAUCAUCAUACCUCAGACAAGUUCGUUGAUGCAAAGGCUGUCGCAGCACAUGAUACGGAUAUCGAGGCGUGGAGGGCGGGCACGUUGAGAACUCUUGAUCUCAUCUCGGAGGGAGAUAUCCUGGCUCUAAAAACAACGGGAGGUGGCCCCGCAGUCUCAAUGGCAUUCAGCAGAGGCGAACUGCCACCCCAACAGAUGCUUGACGCCCUAGACGAGAUUGCAACUAAGUGCAAAGAGCGCAAUGUCCAGAUCAUCGUCGACGCAGAGUCUCAGCACUGGCAGAAAGGCAUCGCUCGUACAAGUCUUGAGCUAAUGCGAAAGUUCAACCGCGAUGGCAAAGCCGUCAUUUACAACACCUACCAGGCCUACCUCAAAGACACCUCGGACGUACUCGCAUACCACAUGGCCGAGGCAGAGAGAGAUGGCUUCACACUUGGUCUUAAGCUCGUUCGAGGCGCAUACAUUCUCUCCGAUAACCGUUCGCUGAUCCACGACACCAAAGAAGAUACGGACAACGCCUACAACACCAUAGCUCAGGGUGCUCUUCGUCAGCAAAUCGGUAUAUUCGGUGCUUCCGGACCCUCUGCACGCCCGUUUCCCUCUGUGAAUCUAUUUCUCGCCUCUCACAACCGCGAAAGUGUACUCUCAGCCCAUAGACUUUACCGUCAGCGCUUGGAAGCUGGUCUACCAACUGUGCCUGUCGCAUACGGACAGCUUCACGGCAUGUCCGAUGAAGUCAGCUUCUCUUUGCUGGCCGAGAAGAGCGAGAGUGGUAAGGCGCCUGAAGUAUUGAAGUGCACGACCUGGGGUAGUAUGGGUAAUCUCGGUACACCUAUCCUGAAAAGUCUCAUCAACGCCUCUCCGGACUCUCUCCGUGGCAUCACUCAAUUUGUCGCCUGCGUCCAAAGUGAGAGUUCAGAAAGGCGACUUCAAGAUCUCUUUUCUCAGCAUCAAAAUGUCCGUAUCUUCAGGAAAGACAAUAUAACCGCCAUCAAAACUUCAGAGGUCAUAAUCCUCGGUGUCGACCCUUCACAAGUCGAAGCAACAUUACAAGAAGAGGGUGUCAAAGAGGCAUUGCAGGGAAAACUCUUAAUCAGUAUCGUAGCAGGCUGGUCACGCUCUGCACUGGAAUCACUCGUUGGCGCCGACCCAGAAGCCAAAGACGACGAAGAAAAGACGUGGGUUCUGCGUACACUCCCAAAUGUAGCAGCGCUCGUCUCUCAAUCGCUAACAGCCAUCGAACACCAUCCCUCGCCCUCUUUCCCAGCCCAAUACUCAGCGCUAGCAACAGCCAUAUUCUCUCAGAUUGGUAAAUCACUUCCUAUUCCGCCCAGUCUUAUGCCCGCUACCACAGCUGUCAGCGGCUCCACGCCCGCAUUCUGGGCCAUCAUAGUUGACAGCCUCAUCGACGCCGCUGUGGCUGUGGGGGUACCUCGUAAGAUAGCUCAGGACCAGAUCUACCAGAGUAUGAGAGGCAGUGCGGAGAUGCUUCAGAGUGGGAUACAGCCGGGAGAAUUGAGGGAUAUGGGGACAAGUCCGGAGGGCUGUACGAUUGCGGGGGUGAUGGUGCUGGAGGAAGGUGGGGUAAGAGGCGUUCUAGGAAGAGCAUUAAGGGAGAGUGUUACAGUUGCUAGAGCGAUGGGCAAGGUCGGGGAAGGGGAGGAGGUGCAUGUCAAUGAUACUAGGAAAAUUUAG